CGUCAUCAGUAAAACGAUGGGUUGUUGUGUAUGGUGAAACUACUGUAAAAAGAUUAUGGUUCGAAGAUGAGCGAUAAAGUUGCCGUUUUCAUUAGCAUUGGCUUCCAGGCCAGUAUUACUACUACUUCAACUACAGGUGGCUUAGUACUUAGAUAUUUAACCAACUGACUCGGAAACAAGGUGGACUGUUUCAGACUUCUUAGGGCCAAUUCAAAUUGGCCAGCUGUCAACGGCGAAUUCAACGCUAGCGGCAACCAGGUUUUGUGGCGUAGCAGCUGACGUCAGCACCGAGCGUGUCCAGCCAUGGCCGGUGGGAUCACGGAGAUGGGGGAGCCCUACUCCCCAUAUGUGGGCCUGGUGUACAUGUUUAACCUGAUCGUGGGCACGGGGGCUCUGACCAUGCCCAAGGCCUUUGCCACGGCCGGCUGGGCGGUGAGCCUGGCGCUCAUCUGCAUCCUGGCCUUCAUGAGUUACAUGACCACCACCUUCGUCAUCGAGGCCAUGGCGGCCGCCAACGCACAGCUGCGCUGGAAGAGGCGCGAGCAGGAAGCGGUGAAGGACAGCGAUUCCUCCGAUUAUUCGGACGAUGAGGUCAUCGUCAGGGGACGGUCCGAGCCGUUGGAGGCCCGGCCCAUUCUGUCCGUCCAGAGAGGCGGGUCCUCGCCUGACCAAUUCGACAUCGUCGAGCGGGUGGAGAUGGGACAGAUGGCCUCCCUGUUCUUUAACAAAGUGGGGGUGAACAUGUUCUACAUCUGCCUCAUCGUGUACCUGUAUGGAGACCUGGCCAUCUACGCUGCUGCUGUGCCCAUGUCCCUGAUGGAGGUUGCCUGUGGGAAUCACUCCUGCAGCGCUGGAAGUGUGAAGUACAACGACACGGACCUCUGCUGGGGCUCUGUGAAGAGGAAGGACGCGUACAGGGUGUUUCUGACCAUCUUCACCUUGCUGCUGGGCCCCUUCACUUUCUUCAACGCCCAGAAGACCAAAUAUCUGCAAAUCCUCACCUCUGUCAUGAGGUGGAUUGCCUUCAGCAUGAUGAUCAUCCUGGCGCUGAUCCGCAUCGGGAAGGGCGAAGGUCAGGGCCGGCCGCCGGCGGCCAGCUUCUCCGGCAUCCCCAACCUGUUCGGCGUGUGCGUGUACUCCUUCAUGUGCCAGCACUCACUGCCCUCCCUCGUCACGCCCAUCUCCGACAAGCGCCGCGUGGGCCGGCUGGUGCUGGCGGACUACGCCCUGAUCCUGGCCUUCUACAGCCUGCUGUCCUUCACCGCCAUCUUCUGCUUCGCGGGCGGGGACCUGCGCGACAUGUACACGCUCACGUUCACCGACAGCUGCCACGCGCUGGACGCGGCCCCGCUGCGCUACUUCCUGGGCCUGUUCCCCGUCUUCACCAUCAGCACCAACUUCCCCAUCAUCGCCGUCACGCUGCGCAACAACUGGAAGUCGCUGUUCCACCGCGACGGCGGCACCUACCCCUGGGUGGUGGACCGCGUGGCCUUCCCCCUCAUCACGCUGGUGCCGCCCGUGGUGGUGGCCUUCUGCACGCACAACCUGGAGUCGCUGGUGGGCAUCACCGGCGCCUACGCCGGCACGGGGAUCCAGUACAUCGUGCCCGCCUCGCUGGUGCUGCUCAGCCGCCGGCACCUGGAGCCGGCGCUGGGCCGGGGCGCCGUCAACAAGCACCGCUCGCCCUUCCGCCACACCUUCUGGGUGGGCUUCGUGCUGGCCUGGGCCACCUUCUGCCUGAUGUUCGUCACGGCCAACAUCGUCCUGACGGAAACCAAGCCCAAGAACUGAAAGGUUCCCGCCUGGUGGUGGGGGGG
Messenger RNA from Conger conger (European conger), 1817 nucleotides. It is a transcript of the gene slc38a12, whose product is annotated as transmembrane protein 104. The record is from RefSeq and is a predicted model, not a curated record. Bases 304 to 1791 code for a protein of 495 amino acids. The transcript has 10 exons. Lineage: Eukaryota; Metazoa; Chordata; Actinopteri; Anguilliformes; Congridae.